CGGCGCGGCGCCUGGCGAGCAGGAGACUAUGGCCAAAAUGGAGGUGAAAACGUCCCUUCUGGACAAUAUGAUUGGAGUUGGAGAUAUGGUUCUUCUAGAACCUCUCAACGAGGAGACCUUCAUCAACAACCUCAAGAAGCGUUUUGACCACAACGAAAUCUAUACCUACAUUGGAAGUGUGGUCAUCUCCGUGAACCCCUACCGGCCAUUGCCCAUUUACUCCCCAGAGAAAGUGGAGGAGUACCGGAACAGAAACUUCUAUGAACUGAGCCCUCACAUCUUUGCACUGUCAGAUGAAGCAUACCGGUCCCUCCGAGAUCAAGAUAAAGACCAGUGCAUUCUCAUUACUGGGGAAAGCGGAGCAGGAAAAACAGAGGCCAGCAAGCUUGUGAUGUCCUACGUCGCAGCUGUUUGUGGGAAAGGCGCGGAAGUUAAUCAAGUCAAGGAACAGCUUCUCCAGUCCAACCCCGUCCUGGAAGCUUUUGGAAAUGCUAAAACUGUAAGGAAUGACAACUCGUCUAGAUUUGGAAAAUACAUGGAUAUUGAAUUUGACUUUAAAGGUGACCCACUGGGAGGAGUGAUAAGUAACUAUCUUCUAGAGAAAUCUCGAGUUGUGAAACAGCCAAGAGGUGAAAGAAACUUCCACGUGUUCUAUCAGCUGCUCUCGGGCGCCUCUGAAGAACUGCUCGGUAAACUUAAACUUGAACGGGAUUUCAGCAAAUACAACUACUUGAGUCUGGACUCCGCCAAAGUGAACGGAGUGGAUGAUGCAGCAAAUUUCAGGACUGUUCGGAACGCCAUGCAGAUCGUGGGCUUUAUGGACCCUGAGGCCCAGGCUGUCUUGGAGGUCGUGGCGGCGGUGUUGAAGCUGGGGAACAUCGAGUUCAAGCCCGAGUCCCGAGUGAACGGCUUGGAUGAAAGCAAAAUCAAAGACAAGAACGAGUUAAAAGAAAUUUGUGAGCUGACCAGCAUCGAUCAGUCAGUUCUAGAGCGAGCGUUCAGUUUCCGAACAGUCGAGGCCAAGCAGGAGAAGGUUUCCACAACGCUGAAUGUGGCUCAGGCUUACUACGCCCGGGACGCUCUGGCCAAAAACCUCUACAGCAGGCUGUUUUCCUGGCUGGUGAACCGAAUCAAUGAAAGCAUUAAGGCACAGACAAAAGUGAGAAAGAAGGUCAUGGGUGUUUUGGACAUUUACGGAUUUGAGAUUUUUGAGACUGCAGACAACAGCUUUGAGCAGUUUAUUAUUAAUUACUGCAAUGAAAAGCUGCAGCAAAUCUUCAUUGAACUGACUCUUAAAGAAGAACAGGAGGAAUAUAUACGGGAGGACAUAGAAUGGACUCACAUCGACUACUUCAAUAAUGCUAUCAUUUGUGACCUAAUAGAAAAUAACACCAGCGGAAUCCUGGCCAUGCUGGACGAAGAGUGCUUGAGGCCGGGCACGGUCACCGACGAGACCUUCCUGGAGAAGCUGAACCAGAUCUGCGCCACCCACCAGCACUUCGAGAGCAGGAUGAGCAAGUGCUCGCGCUUCCUCAAUGACACGUCUCUGCCGCACAGCUGCUUCAGGAUCCAGCACUAUGCCGGCAAGGUGCUGUACCAGGUGGAAGGGUUUGUGGACAAAAACAAUGACCUUCUCUAUCGAGACCUGUCCCAAGCCAUGUGGAAGGCUGGCCACUCCCUCAUCAAGUCUUUGUUCCCUGAAGGGAACCCCGCCAAGAUCAACCUGAAGAGGCCGCCCACGGCGGGAUCGCAGUUCAAGGCCUCUGUGGCCACACUCAUGAAAAACCUACAGACCAAGAACCCAAACUACAUUAGGUGCAUCAAGCCAAAUGAUAAGAAGGCAGCAUACAUCUUCACGGAGGCUCUUGUGUGUCAUCAGAUCAGAUACCUGGGUCUUUUGGAAAAUGUGCGAGUGAGGAGGGCAGGCUAUGCCUUUAGGCAGGCUUAUGAACCUUGCCUAGAAAGAUACAAAAUGCUUUGUAAACAAACGUGGCCGCAUUGGAAAGGCCCAGCACGAUCUGGCGUGGAAGUUCUGUUUAAUGAGUUAGAGAUUCCUGUGGAAGAAUAUUCCUUUGGGAGAUCAAAGAUAUUCAUCCGGAACCCAAGAACAUUAUUCAAGUUAGAAGACCUGAGGAAGCAGCGGCUAGAGGACUUGGCCACCCUCAUUCAGAAGAUUUACCGGGGGUGGAAGUGCCGCACUCACUUCCUGCUGAUGAAGAAAAGUCAAGUCGUGAUUGCCGCGUGGUACAGGAGAUACUCGCAACAAAAGAGAUACCAGCAGAUAAAGCGCUCUGCCUUGGUGGUUCAGUCUUAUAUCCGAGGCUGGAAGGCUCGGAAAAUCCUGCGGGAACUGAAGCAUCAAAAGCGCUGCAAGGAGGCAGCCACCACCAUUGCAGCGUAUUGGCAUGGCACCCAGGCGCGAAGGGAACUGAGCCGGCUGAAGGAGGCGGCUAGGAAUAAACAUGCUAUUGCAGUGAUUUGGGCUUACUGGCUUGGAUCGAAGGCUCGAAGGGAAUUGAAGCGCUUGAAGGAGGAGGCUAGGCGUAAGCAUGCAGUUGCUGUCAUUUGGGCUUACUGGCUUGGACUGAAGGUGCGGAGAGAGUACCGAAAAUUCUUCAGAGCUAAUGCUGGGAAGAAAAUUUAUGAGUUUACACUGCAAAGAAUUGUGCAAAAAUACUUCUUGGAAAUGAAAACGAAGAUGCCAUCCUUGUCUCCGAUCGACAAGAACUGGCCGUCCAGACCGUACCUAUUCUUAGACUCUACUCACAAGGAACUGAAAAGGAUUUUCCACUUGUGGAGGUGUAAAAAAUACCGGGACCAGUUCACCGACCAGAAGAAGCUGGUGUAUGAAGAGAAACUAGAAGCCAGCGAACUCUUCAAGGACAAGAAGGCUCUGUACCCGGCUAGUGUUGGGCAACCUUUCCAAGGGGCUUACCUGGAAAUCAACAAGAAUCCCAAGUAUAAGAAGCUCAAAGAUGCCGUUGAAGAAAAGAUAAUCAUUGCCGAAGUUGUGAAUAAAAUUAACCGAGCUAAUGGGAAGAGUACAUCCCGGAUUUUCCUCUUAACAAAUAAUAAUCUCCUUCUUGCGGAUCAGAAGUCUGGACAAAUCAAGUCAGAGGUUCCCUUGGGAGACGUGACCAAGGUGUCCAUGAGCUCCCAAAACGACGGCUUCUUUGCUGUCCAUCUCAAAGAGGGUUCAGAAGCAGCCAGUAAAGGAGAUUUCCUCUUCAGCAGUGACCACCUGAUUGAAAUGGCCACCAAGCUGUACCGUACAACUCUCAGCCAAACCAGACAGAAGCUCAAUAUUGAAAUUUCUGAUGAGUUUCUGGUACAGUUCCGGCAGGACAAAGUCUGUGUCAAGUUUAUUCAGGGCAGCCAGAAAAACGGGAGUGUGCCCAUGUGCAAACGAAAAAACAACCGGCUCCUUGAAGUUGCCGUCCCUUAACUGGCACCUGCUCUCCGCUCUCACGGACUUGUUUCCUUAACGGUGCAAUGGGAGUUCCUUGUAUGUUUGGAAAGUGCCAGAGGCUCAUACUAUUCGAGACCCUUGGCAAAAAUUGUAAACAAAAACAUUUGACUAAUCGGUUUUUAUUAUUGGAAUGGUUUUAAUCCUUAAAGUACAUGUUCUGUCCAGGGGCAGGAUUGUAGAAACUAACAGUGUCUAGGCCAAGCCAUAUGCGUUUGCUUUUGUUAGUCUUCAUGUUAGAUCGGUGGACCAUACGCCAACAUAGUGCUCCUCCAUCCUUAAUACGUCUAGUUGUAGAAGACAGUCUUAGAGCUAGUACAUUCGUUCAUUAAAUAUUUAUUGAAUGCCUACUCAGUGCUAGGCACUGCGCUAGAAGGUAUGAAAACUUAUUAGGAAUCCUUUUUUUUUUUUUCCAAGUCUUUCAAGCCGUUGCAUUUUGGCUGCUUUAAGUUGAUUGAACUAGGGCUGAGGGGGCGUGGAAAUACGGAGACCAAAACAGUGACGGUUACGGAUAACCUUGUUAGGAAAACUACUUCCAGAAAGGCUGUCCUGAGAGGGAAUCAGAAUCUACGGGUACAGUGCGCCCACUUGCAGUGUGUUUGAAGAAAGAAAGAAACCUGGCAUCUGGACAUGACCUUGCAUUGGCUUUGAUCUCUUGUCAUUGCCUUCAGUGGUAGAGAAGAGUCACUGUUAACUUAGGAAAAAGCGACAGAAGCAGACAGACAGAAGACGAUAUUUCCUUGCUUGCAGUUAACAUCAGAUGUCGUCCUGGAUGUGCUGUGAUCUGCGGAGUGCUGGGCAGAUAUUUCAUAAGAACUAGGCCAGGACGGGGCUGCAAGUCCUUCCGAAAGUGGCAGGCAUUCUGUACGAUGUGCAAUAGACCAUCCAGAUCUCUUGUGAAAGUGUUAUUUAUAAUAGACAUGCUUUAUGAAAGAAGUGAUUGGUACAGGGUGCAUAUUUUAAUCAAGGAUUAAAAAGAAAGUUGUGUUCAUUUGCAGGGCUGUUUUUGUUUGUUUUCCUUUUCAAAUUUCCAAUAAGGAUGAUUUUGGACAUGAUGUUUUGAACUUUGGAAUCAAAUGGUUUCUUAUUUGGGAAGAGAGUGUCUUCACAUUAUGUUAAAUAAUAAAAUUGUCCUAAUUAGGUGCCAUUCUUCUGGAUCAUGACUAUUUUUGUAUCUCAAGCUAUUUUCUCAUGUUGUAUGAAAUGUAUUGUCAUGUGGAAAGGCUUUCCAAGCCCAACAGUCUGUGUUCUCUGUAACUGAAUUUCAUUUAUCUUUGAUAAAUCAAAAACCUUUCAUUGAAAGUAUUUUUCUGGGGAAUUUCCUUUAAUGUUUGUACUUCCCCCCCAAAAAAUGUUCUCAUAAAGAAGUUCCUGGAAGCUUUUGUGUUGGCACAGGUAGAGGCUGCAAUUCCUGUCUUAACGGUCAUUUCCAAAUGUGCCCGCAGCAGUAGAUUGAUGAUUCCUGAUCCUUUGGUAAGUAGAAUUUGGGGCCUAAGACUUUGUUAUUUGUUUGUUUAACUGUUUAUAAUAUGUAAUACAUUCACUUUGUAAAAAGAAAAGAAAAGGUGUCUAAUAAAAAUGCUCCAUCUCA
This is a messenger RNA of Echinops telfairi (small Madagascar hedgehog), 5057 nucleotides long. RefSeq names its product myosin IB (gene MYO1B). Gene Ontology annotation, cellular component: myosin complex; cytoplasm; actin cytoskeleton. Lineage: Eukaryota; Metazoa; Chordata; Mammalia; Afrosoricida; Tenrecidae. Bases 29 to 3445 code for a protein of 1138 amino acids. Gene Ontology annotation, biological process: vesicle transport along actin filament; actin filament organization. Gene Ontology annotation, molecular function: actin filament binding; microfilament motor activity; ATP binding. The transcript has 32 exons. The record is from RefSeq and is a predicted model, not a curated record.